Messenger RNA from Acanthochromis polyacanthus (spiny chromis), 2496 nucleotides. RefSeq names its product UDP-glucuronosyltransferase 2C1-like. NCBI's taxonomy places the organism in Eukaryota, Metazoa, Chordata, Actinopteri, Pomacentridae. The record is from RefSeq and is a predicted model, not a curated record. The transcript has 2 exons. Gene Ontology annotation, molecular function: UDP-glycosyltransferase activity. Bases 547 to 2259 code for a protein of 570 amino acids.
AAUACAGUAAAUCAGACAGUCAUAAACUUUAUAAGAACUAAUUACUACUUUAAAAAAUGCAUAUUUUUGAUGUGAAUAUUAAUUCAAAGUAUUUUUUCUGGUAGUGCAGCAUUUCACAGAUGUUUGAAAGUAGCAGACAAAUGUUUUUCUCGGGUGUCACCCUCCCUUUUUAUUUAAUUUAAGACAACAAUUUAAUAUUAUUUAUUACUUAAGAAUGUCUAUAUGAGUACACGUCUUGCAUUUUGCAGCUUUAACGAGUAAUUUUUUAAAAAACGCUGGAAUAAUUUCAAUAACAAUCAGUUAUUAUUAUACCAAUCAGAUUGUAGUGUUGCACCGUCACCUGAGCUUAUUUGUAUUAAUAUGUAAUUAUUUGUCUUAUAAAGUCAGCCAAUGAGGUUAUGGAGUUUAUUGUUUGAUAAAAUGCUGUGAUUGCCUAACUUCCAAUCACAAUAUCAAAAAAAAACCUUAUCAGUGGAACCGAGGUUGACGUUACUAUGUGAAGGGCCACGAUAUGACUCGUUGUAAAAUGGUGCUAUUUCAGUGCAUAUGUACAUAAGUCCUGCUUCCUCAAAGUCGACACCCUCCAGUUGGAUACUCUGCAAAGACGACGGCUGGACGUCAAACUACGAGCUCAGUCUGAAGACCUGUCAGCUGGAGGCUCACGAAUCUCUUUCAGAAAUGUAUCGACUCACUUUGGUGGUGCUUGCAGCACUGCUCUGCUCUGCAGCUUUGGUGAAUGGAGGGAAGGUCUUGGUGUUCCCUGUGGAGGGAAGUCACUGGAUCAACAUGAAGGUCCUCAUCGAGGAGCUUCACUCCAGAGGUCAUGAAGUCACUGUGUUGCGCCCGUCAGAUGCCUGGUACGUCAAGGCAGAAUCCCCUCACUACAAGUCCAUCACGCUGAAUGCCGCAUCUGGUGUCAAUAGGGACAACAUGGGCAAUUUUGUAAAGAGAACGCUAGAGAUGCAACGGCAAGGGGCGUCAUUUUGGACUCGUAUGGCUCUGGAGAUUGACCUGGUGAAAGAGUUCUAUGAGAUGAACAGGGUUUUGAUUGUACUGAUGGAGAAAAUGUUUGAGGACAACAAACUGAUGCAGAGCCUCCAUGAUGCCAAGUACGAUUUGGUCCUGACAGACCCUACAUACGGUGGAGGGGUUCUUCUGGCUCACCGUUUGGGUCUUCCACUAGUCCUUAAUGUGAGAUGGACUAUUCAUGGUGAAGGGCAUACAUCAAUUGCACCUAGUCCACUAUCCUACGUCCCUGUAACAGGGUCAGAGUUGGCUGACAAGAUGACUUUCACCGAGCGGGUCAAGAACAUGUUGACCUACUUCUUCGUAUGUUUACAGAUUAUGUAUGUCAUAGACCCGCUUUACAAGCCAUUCGUCCAUCGUCACUUCGGUCCCGACGUCCACUACAUAGAGCUGUUCCAGUCGGCCGACAUCUGGCUCAUGAGGAAUGACUUCACCUUCGAGUGGCCGCGACCCACCAUGCCCAACGUCGUCUACAUGUCGGGAUUCCAGUGCAAACCCGCCAAGCCCCUGCCCAAAGAACUGGAGGAUUUCGUUCAGAGUUCCGGCGAGCACGGAGUCAUUGUGAUGACACUGGGGACCCUGGUGGAAAAACUUCCCGAGGACAUCACAGAGGACAUCGCUGCUGCAUUCGCGCAGCUUCCCCAGAAGGUGAUCUGGAGGCACAAAGGCAAAAGACCAUCCAUGCUGGGAAAAAACACCUUAAUGGUGGAAUGGUUGCCCCAGAACGACCUCCUGGGUCACCCCAAAACCAGGGUGUUUGUGGCACACGGAGGUACCAACGGCAUGCAGGAGGCCAUCUACCAUGGCGUCCCCCUGGUCGGACUGCCACUCAUGUUCGACCAACCCGACAACUUCUUCAGGAUGAAAGCCAGAGGCGUGGCCAAAGUCCUGGACUUUGAAACAAUGAACAGAGACAACUUCCUGGAGGCGCUGAAGGAGGUCCUGUACCAACCGUCCUACAGGGAGAAGAUGAAGGUUCUGUCCAGCCUGCACCGAGAUCAGCCCAUGAAGCCGCUGGACCGGGCCAUGUUCUGGAUCGAGUUCGUCAUGAGGCACAAAGGAGCGGCCCACCUAAGGACAGAGUCUUACAAGAUGUCCACGAUCCAGUACCACUCCAUCGAUGUGGUGGCGUUCCUGCUGGCAGUUGUUUUGCUAGUAUUUACCGUUUCUGUCGCUGUUAUCAAGUUUGUCUGGCGAAGGUUAUUUGGCCGACACAAAGUCAAAAAGGAAUGAUAUAUAUAAAAUGUGUUUUCACAUUCUGAAUGCUAACAGUUCUGAUAAUUUCUUAUGACCACAUCUAAACACAUAAGGUUGAUCAGCAGGAUCUCAAAUCUGUGAAUUUGAAAAUACAAUCUGGUGAAAAAUGCAAUCUCCAGGGAAGUUAAUCAGGAUGUUUUAUGGAAUAAUUUUGUGGUAGUGCUCUUUCUAUUGUAAAUUACUAAUCAAAUCAAAUAAAAUCAACUUUAUUUA